UUCAGAUGAGGGUAACGAUACCAAUAUUGCUGGCCCUCAGCGCUCUGGCACUCGGAAAAAUAGAAAGAGUGCCCAUGCCUGCGAAUAUGUGCAAGAUUUACAGAAACCUUGGUACGGAGUAUAAAAAAACAGGAAACACGAAAACGCAGCAUGAAAUACAGGACCUAGGGCUUAAGCAAUAUCUUUGGGAAACCGAUCGUACCCGACCGUCCAAGAAAAUUCCCGACGCCACAGUGAAAUACAUCGAAAGUUUAGACAGAGAGAUUUACAAUGCAGCCAGCCAGCAAGGUAGAAAAAAGAGGCAAGCUGGGUGGUACCGUGGCGAACGGAAGGAAAUUCGAAUGCUUAGUGAUGAAGAGAGGCGGGCAGUUUUUAAUUGCUUUAACACACUUAAACAAACUAAGACAUUAGAGCCCAAUGUAUACGAUGCUUUAGCUAGUGUUCAUCACGGUGCAACUACUCCAGUAGCUCGUUUUGGUUGUGGCUUCCUUGGAUUCCACAGAAUUUAUCUCCUAAGAUUAGAGUUGGCGAUGAGGCAAUACUGUGGCCCCACGAUAACUAUUCCGUACUGGGCAACUACACUGGACGACCCACUUCAAGACCCUGCUUUAUCCGUUGUAUGGUCUCCCGAGUUCUUUGGAAAUGCUUACAAUUUCGUGGAAACAGGGCCAUUCGCCAACUGGACAGACCGCUCAGGAAGAAGAAUAUCUCGUAACCUGAAUAACAUUGGGUCCCUCAUCAACGAAAGAGACAUUGAACAAGUGAUUGAACGAAACAAACAUUAUCAUGACAUUUUUUACCGCCCGGAAAAUCCAUCUGCAGCAAAUUUAGUAAAUACCAUAGAAGGGAUUCAGAACAAUCCCCACGGGUUUGUGGGAGGAACUAUGAAUCGAAUGAAUAUUGCAUCAUAUGAUCCACUUUUCUUUUUCUAUCACGCAUUCGUCGACUAUAUAUUUGAAAAGGCUAGAGAGAGUUUUAGGAACAGAGGCUUUAACCCUGCAAACGAUUACCCAGAAUGCGUAGGCGAUCAUGCAGCCCAGUCUCCAAUGGCCAGCUAUACAUUCUUUAGAAACAUCGAUGGUCUGAAUGACAUCUGGACUAAUCAGUACUUUUAUUAUACCGAUCCACCAACUUGUUCAGCACUAAAUAGAGACUGUGGGUCAAAAUACCUUGUAUGCAGAAACACGAGAGGACAAUGGAAAUGUCAGUCUAGAGUAACUAACUCUGUAUUUGAUGUUUCUCCAGAGAUACGUAUGGCAUCUUAUGCAUUGAAUGAGCAACUUCCUGGUCAGAGAUUUCAAGUAACUAGAGGUAACGUUAACACCGGAUUAACUGGUAACAUUAACACCGGAUUAACUGGUAGCAUUAACACCGGAUUAACUGGUCCAACGGAUCAACUUGGAGGAACAGUUCAACAAAAUCCUUGGAACUUAGCUGGUCCCAAAGUAGAACUGCCUGUUUCUCCUCCUCAAACAUCUGGUGCUAGUCCGUUUACAGAAUCACAAAUGGGAACAAAUGUUGCCCAGCAAUUUGGUGCUGGUGGCAAUACAUUGUCACAACAGGCACAACCUGAUCCCCUUCCUAGACAAAUUGGAAUUGGCCAACCGCAAAAUAUCCCUGGUUUUCAAACCUCUGUAUUAAGUGAAACAGGUACCUCUCAAUUUGGUAGUCAAAUGGUACACUCACUGCCAGUUCAACCAUCUCCAGUACAAUCACUAUCAGUGCAAUUACCAGUACAGUCACAACCACCACAAGGAAAUUUGCACACAGGUGUGCACUCUGCUUUUAACCCUUUUGAUCCAAAAAAUCAGCAACAAGGAAUGAAUGGUGCUGGCAAUGGCAAUAUGGAAUUACCUGUAAUGGGUAGUCCAGGUGGUGGAAUGGAACUUCCAGUGAUGAAUCCUGUUGUGGAUCCUGUGAAUACAUUUGAACCCAUUGGAAAUCCAAUGGAGCAAAUAGGUCCUAAUCCACAGGUAUCUGGUCCAGAAUUACAAGUUAGGAAUCCACAAACAGUUGCACAAUCUCCACCUGUUGUCAAUCCCGCUCCAGCAAAAUCACCUGUGGAUAUAGGUCCAAAACCCAUUCCAAUUACACCACCUCCUAAACCAACAAAUCCACCUCAACCUGUUCAGCCCCUAGAACCUCGACCCCAGCCACCUUCCAUCAUCUCUAAUCUAAAUCUACCUGGCAAUCAACAAGGAGGAAGUGGUAAUUUCUUCAGCUGGCGAACACAACCUCAAAAUUCAUUCAGUAUGAGAAGACAGAAACGCAGUGUAAAGCAAGAUUUGCCCUUGCCACUUGACAAUGAAAGGACUUCAUGGGUACACCAACUGGCCUAUCCAAUUCAAAAUACCUUUGAAAUUGAUGGAGUUGCCGAUUCCUCCAAAUGGCUUUACGUGCCAGUAAGUGUUACAGUUGUAAGGUCACCAAAUCGUACAUUUGAGAUUCAUGGAUAUGAAAACAGUAUGAAUUCUCCAUAUGAUAUCUAUGAUCCAAUACAGUCUAGACAAUUUCAAAGAAGACUGACCACGCAAGCACUACCAAAGCGAUCACAUUCAUCAAUAAGUGGUUCUGGUGCUUCCCAGAUUUAUUUGAAGUCUGAUGGCUUGUCUUAUGAUGGUACCUACAUGGACUACGUAAUUGUUGAUGAACGUUUGCCAAUAUCAGAGUACACAGGGUUUGUGGCAAUAAAAGACCCAAAGUAUGGAAAAUCUGACACACAUGUUUCUGUAUUUGACUCACUAGGACAAAUUUGUAAACCAAGAUGUGCAACUUCUAAAUCAAGAUCCAACCCCAAAUAUCGCCCCUGUUCAGGAGUUAUUGAAGCUGUCACUUCUUCUCCAGAUAUGGCUUACAAGAGCAUUCCAGAAGCAAUAAUGGACAUGUGGGCCGUCAGAGAUCCAUAUCCUCCUCGCAUGUACAGACCAACAUACCUUGAAUUCCUUUGUGACAGUACAAACACUCUUUACUGGGAAGGCUGUCAGAAUGACAGAUAUCAAUAAUAAUGAAAACAAAUUGUGAACUUUUAUAUUAAUAUUAUUAUAAAAACAAUUGAUUGUGGUAAUUUAAAUUAUAUUACUGUAAACGUACAUAAAUUAGCGCACUCAAAAUUUUGUGCAAUCUUCCUUAUCAGUUGAUUACAGCAAUCAUGAAUUAGCGUAUUUAGAGCCAGGGUUCUUCGUGUAUUUGUUUAAAUCAUUAUAUUAGUGUGUACUUGAAUAACCAGACAAGGUGCUAAGAUAUGAUUACUGCUAAAAUAAGUACGUUUACAAUAAUUGGAAAAAACUCCUGGAGAUUCUAAUUACAAUAAUUUAAGAUAUCACAACAUUUUUGACAAUCUUUGAAAGUCAUGAUUAGGACUCAAAACAGCACUUUUUUGUGUUCAUUCCUGAGCUGCAGUGUCUGGCAGUUUCAAAGGAGUUUUGUCAGCAUCCUCUUGUGAAAACGAAUGGGGUUCUACUGCUCAUACAUAAUGGCAAUAAACAUUUGUAUAAACUA
Messenger RNA from Saccostrea echinata, 3498 nucleotides. RefSeq lists its product as uncharacterized. The record is from RefSeq and is a predicted model, not a curated record. The coding region runs from base 6 to 3002 and encodes 998 amino acids. Gene Ontology annotation, molecular function: oxidoreductase activity. The transcript has 3 exons. NCBI's taxonomy places the organism in Eukaryota, Metazoa, Mollusca, Bivalvia, Ostreida, Ostreidae.